UCGACCCCUUCCCCUCCCUACACACAUUAUAAAGCUUUUUAUUCUUAAAGGAAUGGGAGGGGGGGGAGCUGAGACCCGACCUCAACUCAUCCUCCCCCCCCCUUACACCCCCCCCAUCCGCCGGUGGUAAAGGGGAGAGAAAUGGCAGCAGGGGGGUUGAGCGGAAAGGCGCACGGCCCCUUUAAAUUUACCCAGGAGCCCUUCGAGGAGCCCCAGGGGCCCCACGACCGCGUCCCCACCCCGGCCGGCCCCUGCCCGCCGCCAUGGAGCCCCCGCGGCCGCUCCCGCACCCGGAGCCCGCAGCCUCCCUACCGGGCCCGGGGGUGCAGCGGGGCGGCCGGCGGAGCACGGACCAUUGUGAAGCUCGGGCUUCACGGCCGGGUCGGAGCCGGAUCCCGGGUCGGGACCAUCGCCGUUAUUACCACGAACGUUGGCGAGCCGAGUAUUUAAUGGAGUUCAACGCGGCUCGGCACGGGAUGCUGUGCAUGGUCUGCGGGAGCGCCCUGGCCACCUUAAAGCUCAGCACCAUCAAGCGGCACAUCAGACAGAAACAUCCCUAUUCCGGAGCGUGGGGACCCCGCGAGAAGCAGCUCAUCCUCCGCUCCUGGGACGCCAACCUGGGGCCCCACGCCGACCCCGAUGCGAUCCUCAGUGCUGGUGGUCGUGGGCCAGGUACGAGCCCCCUUCGCGUGGCCCCCUAUAGCCGGGCCGUUGGCUCUUUAAGUUGUCCCCCGGCCCCCUUAGCUGUAAUGCGAGACCUGCCACGCUCGCCCAUCGCUCCUUUAACGUGGGACCCUCCCCAUGAGACCCGCUGAGCCCCCAUUGCGGGCUGAGCCCUGCCCCCUUCAAAUUGGCCUGUGCCCCUUUAAGACAAGCCACGCCCCCUCCGCAACGCCACGCCCACAAAUCAUUUAGGCCCCGCCCCCGAUGGUGCUCGACCACACCCCUUUCCCAAGGCCCCGCCUCCAAUGUUGAUUGGUCACGCCCCUUUCCAAAGGCCAC
Molecule: messenger RNA, 1002 nt
Organism: Coturnix japonica (Japanese quail)
Lineage: Eukaryota; Metazoa; Chordata; Aves; Galliformes; Phasianidae
Source: RefSeq, a predicted model, not a curated record